CGCCGUGUUACAUUAUUAAAGCCAUUGCCCGUUACUUGUUACUUGUUAGGUUAUGUUUAUAAGUUUAAACUUUAAGUUAUGUUAUUCAAUAUUUAAUAUUUAUGCUUAAAAAGGAGAUUGCACGACGUUCGUUAAUUUAAGAAAUGAGACAGAUCCCUGAUAUACAUUUUUUUAUUAUGAUCUAAGGUAUAAGAUAAUUGAAUUAUUGAGAUGUUUAUCGUUAGUGAAUUCGAAGAGGUCGUGAAGGUACAACCGACUCAUUUAGAAGAUGAUCAAAUGUCCCGGAUCGUCAUACACCUCAAUUCAAUGCUCGCCAACAAAGUAGUAAUGAAUGUUGGCUUGUGCCUUUCGUUGUUCGACAUUUUGGAAAUCGGUGAUUCAAUAAUAUACCCUAGCGAAGGAGCGUAUUUUUCCAAGGUGCGAUUUAGAUUCAUCGUCUUCAGACCGUUUGUCGAAGAAAUACUCAUUGGCAAAGUGAAGAGCUCCAGUUCAGAUGGAGCUGUACUAACGACUGGUUUUUUUGAGGACAUUUUUGUGCCAGCAGCAAACAUGCAAAACCCUAGUCGCUUUGAUAAUAAAGACAAAGUGUGGGUGUGGGAAUAUGACAACUGUGGCGAUACAGUUGAAUUGCAUAUGGACAUCGGUGAAACAGUUAGGUUUCGUGUCGUUUCUGAACAGUUUAUUGAUACGCAUCCUGGAGUAGACAGCGGGCUUUUAGAUACUGGUGAGAUAGCAACAUCAAAAUCAAAAUCACCGUAUUCAAUUGUUGGCACAGUAAGAGAACCUGGUUUAGGAGUAAUUGGAUGGUGGACAAAUUUAUGAAUUGUUAAAUGGUAAAUAGAAAUCAAUUGUAUUAUAUUUUAUUAAUAAAACUAUGUGUCUAUUAUAAUCAAACAAUAA
Molecule: messenger RNA, 900 nt
Organism: Melanaphis sacchari
Lineage: Eukaryota; Metazoa; Arthropoda; Insecta; Hemiptera; Aphididae
Gene: Polr3H
Product: DNA-directed RNA polymerase III subunit RPC8
Exons: 2
Coding region: 211-822 (203 amino acids)
Biological process (GO): DNA-templated transcription; transcription initiation at RNA polymerase III promoter
Cellular component (GO): RNA polymerase III complex
Source: RefSeq, a predicted model, not a curated record